UUUAAAAUUCAUUAAUUUUUCUAUUCGGAAAUAAAACAAAUUUCAAUCUAAAUUGUGUGUCAAUUAUAAAUGUAUCGUCUACGAGUGAACUCAUGAUUCAUUUGUUGAGUAUCAGUGAUUGGCAAUCGAUCAAACGUUGAUCCAGCAAAUUUGUAAGGAUAAUUCAAGAAAAAGUCACAACAUCAUAAAAAUGGAGAAUCGUAAGAGACAAUUGAAAGCUCAUCGUCGGAAUGUCGCUCGAAAGAAUAUCAACAGCAUCUAUCAUGGAAGAUCUCACAAGCUACAAAACCUGGAGUUGUCAACUUAUAAUUCAGCUAUAAACAAUCAUCUUAAUCGUCGACCUUUACCCAGUCCUUCAUCAUCGAAUUCGUCAUCAAUGAAGGCGUUUAUAUUCAAUACCGAUUCGCUGGGACGCAAUCAAUACUUCCAAUCGAUUCCUAAGGAAUCAAAUGACCGAAGAGUUAUGAAGUAUCAGAAUACUCCAAAGACCUUGCUUUUCAAAAAUCCCUCCUUCAACAUGAUUUUGAGAAGAACUUUAAUUUUAGGAGGGCCAAACUUUAGCUUAAAUCUUGAUAAAAAUCAAUUAUUUGACAGAGUUUCAGGAAAAAGUUAUCCAUCUGAUCGUGAAAUUAUCUUUGGAAAUGCAAGAAAACUUCUUAGAGAAAACUACGGCUGGGAAACUUCACGAAUUCAAUGGUUGCUGGAUUUAGAACGAAGGCAUGUGGAACAUCAGAGCAAUAGAAAACAAUGUUACGAAGAAGACCUAGCGGAAUUGAUGUGCUGCUUUCCAAUAAGCUUGAAUAUGCUUACAGGGAAUGAUUGAAAUACAGUUUUUUAAGUAUUUAUGUGUGUAUAGGCAGAUUAUAUGUAAUUCGAAUGAAUUAAAUAAACAGAAGGAGAAGUUGUUUCUUAAUUUCAGCACAAAAACGCAAAAAUUAAGCUCAAUAAAUAA
Messenger RNA from Eupeodes corollae, 952 nucleotides. RefSeq lists its product as uncharacterized. The record is from RefSeq and is a predicted model, not a curated record. Lineage: Eukaryota; Metazoa; Arthropoda; Insecta; Diptera; Syrphidae. The transcript has 2 exons. The coding region runs from base 191 to 823 and encodes 210 amino acids.